AUCUCUCUAAAACUAAAAAAAACCGGCAGCAGAAAGCAAAAAAAUUACAAAAAGUGGGUCCUAUUGAACAGUUGAAUUCGGCCGCCUGCUUUGUCGUCUCUCUCGUCUCCGUCUCCACCACCGUCGUUCCUCUGCGUUUGACUCUCAAUCUCUCUCCCUCUCUCUCUCUCUCUCUCUCUCUCUUAAAUUUGUACUCUCUUUCUCUCUCUAAACAGUGAUAUAUUUUUCUCUCUCCCCAUGUGCUCUCUUAUUUCUUACAAGUGUCUUCUCACCGCUCUUCCUUCAGUAAACCCAAAACGAGGAAUCAAAAAAUUCAAUCCGAUUAAAGUACAACAAACCCAGCACUUCGCACAACAGAGAGAAACAAAAGUCCACUGCUCCUUUCAGUAAACCCAUCACGUCCUGUCCGCAAACCCAGCAGCUCUGCUCGUAUGUCCAUCAAAGGGGUCGUUUUGCUCAGGGUACUCGCUUGGUUUUGAGCCCUUCUUGCUGGGUUUCUGAAAAUCUUGCUGGGUUUGAGAGAAACAGAGAUUAUAGAGGCAUGGCUGGUAGUAAUGAAGUCAACGUCAAUGAAUCCAAGAAAGUUGUUCCGCUAAACACAUGGGUACUAAUCUCCAAUUUCAAGCUAGCUUACAACCUCCUCCGCCGCGCUGACGGAACAUUCAACCGCGAGCUGGCGGAGUUCCUCGAACGGAAAGUCCCCGCCAACAUAACUCCGGUUGAUGGGGUUUUCUCGUUUGAUCACGUCGACACAGCCACCAGCCUCCUCAACCGUGUUUAUAAAUUUGCCCCCGGAAACGAGUCGCAAUGGGGCAUUCUGGAUCUUGAGCAGCCCUUGAGCACCACCAAGGUCGUCCCAGUCAUAAUCUUCUUCCACGGUGGAAGCUUCACACAUUCAUCCGCCAACAGCGCCAUCUACGACACCUUCUGCCGCCGCCUUGUCAACACUUGCAAGGCUGUUGUAGUCUCUGUAAACUACCGCCGUUCACCGGAACAUCGGUAUCCUUGUGCUUAUGAAGACGGAUGGGCGGCUCUCAAGUGGGUGAAAUCGAGAAAGUGGCUUCAGAGCGGGAAGGGUAAGGACUCGAAAGUUCACGUUUACCUAGCCGGAGACAGCUCGGGCGGCAACAUUGCUCACCACGUGGCGGUCAAGGCGGCGGAAGCGGAGGUUGAGGUGCUCGGAAACAUCCUUCUCCACCCGAUGUUUGGGGGGCAGAAGAGAACAGAAACAGAGAAGAGACUGGAUGGGAAGUACUUCGUAACAAUACAAGACCGUGAUUGGUACUGGCGGGCAUUUCUGCCCGAAGGCGAAGACAGAGAUCAUCCGGCGUGUCACGUUUUCGGCCCGAGGGACAAGAGCCUCGAGGGCUUGAAAUUUCCCAAGAGUCUUGUUGUUGUGGCUGGUUUCGAUCUCAUGCAAGAUUGGCAAUUGGCUUAUGUGGAAGGGCUAAAAAAUGCAGGGCAGGAUGUGAAGCUUCUCUUCUUAAAGCAGGCGACGAUCGGGUUCUACUUCUUGCCGAACAAUGAGCAUUUCUACUGCCUCAUGGAGGAGAUGAAGAACUUCGUGAAUCCUGACUGUUAAUACAUUGAUUCUACUUAACUUUACCCGCAAGGCAGCCAUUGAUACAUAGCAAAAAAGCUUGACAUUUUUACUCGGGUGCUCUGUCGUGUGUAGUUGUAAGAUUGUCUAGUAUUUACUUACUUUAUUUACCAUUUUGUUGCGGUAAUUUGAGAGUUUCGGCAGCUUGGAAGGAUCGGAACUCGUUUACUGGAUUCGGAUGUAAGAGCGUACUUCCAGCCAUGAUUGAUGGUAAGCAUCGUUGUAGAACUUGCAACGGCGAUGCUGGCGGUAUCCCAAAAACAUAGAGGAGUGCGUGGCUUGGGAUGCCGCCAGAGUGGCAUUCCCGGUGUAAGUAAGUUCCUCUAGAAGCGUUUGGUUGUUGAUUAAUAUGUUGUUUGUUACAUGGAUUUUAAUAUUGUAAGCACUACUAAUUUGAAAAAUAUGAACUGUGGAGCAUAAUGCUUCUUGUGUAUGAACAUAAAAUGUUAUACUUUGUGUACCGUAUUAGGUUAAAUUAGGCUUAUUUAUAAAGAUUUCGUUUGAUAUUUGAACUUAA
Messenger RNA from Pyrus x bretschneideri (Chinese white pear), 2117 nucleotides. RefSeq names its product gibberellin receptor GID1B-like. The record is from RefSeq and is a predicted model, not a curated record. Bases 542 to 1582 code for a protein of 346 amino acids. Lineage: Eukaryota; Viridiplantae; Streptophyta; Magnoliopsida; Rosales; Rosaceae. Gene Ontology annotation, molecular function: gibberellin binding; hydrolase activity. Gene Ontology annotation, cellular component: nucleus; cytoplasm. Gene Ontology annotation, biological process: positive regulation of gibberellic acid mediated signaling pathway; raffinose family oligosaccharide biosynthetic process; floral organ morphogenesis. The transcript has 2 exons.